AGAAAUUCAAAUUCAAAAACCUCAAUUUGUGAUGUUCCAGCUCUUUCUAUAAAUACCUUAACCUUCUCAAAGCAACAUAACAAAAAACCUAUAGUGAAAAAAUCCCAAGAUGAAGGUGAGAAUUUUUGCUUUGUUCUUACUCAUUUCAGGUAUUCAAGCCAUAUCAAGCUCAAACUUCAACACUUCAGAAGGUAAUGGCCUCGUCCACAGCAAUGGAGAAGCACAACAAGUUCUUGGGAAGUUAUUGCAUGGAAGCAUAGAAGAGUCAACAAGUGUGAAAUACGAAGUUGAAGAUAGUAAAGAAGAAGUAGUUGAUACUACACAAAAAACACAAGGUGGAGGAAGUUCAGGAAGUAGCGGAAGACCAGGAAGUGGAGGCAGUGCAGAUGUUACUCGCAGGCCACGACCAAAUUCUGCACCAUCAAAACCUCAUUUUUGUGUCUCACUGUUUAUUCUUUCUGUAAACUUUGCUUCUGUCAUCUUUUUCUUCCACUAUGUCUGAUGUGUAAUCCAUGCACAACUAAUUAAGUUGAUGCUCAUAUGAAACUUAUGAGAUUUAAAAUCUCAGCUUUUCCUCAUAAGUGGGAAUAAAUAACGUUUGGUUCGAAGAACGAAUCUAAGUUUUAUAUC
Molecule: messenger RNA, 630 nt
Organism: Vigna unguiculata (cowpea)
Lineage: Eukaryota; Viridiplantae; Streptophyta; Magnoliopsida; Fabales; Fabaceae
Source: RefSeq, a predicted model, not a curated record